GACGCAACACACUUCCGGGAAAUCACUUCCCACAAUGCAGCAGUCGCGCAGGCGCAACACGUCUCUACGCGAGUAGUCCAAUAUCGUCGCCAUGAUGUCGGGGCCUGGCCAGAGUAUGGAGGAUGAAUCCCGCCCGCGUACCUUGUACGUGGGAAACCUCAGUCGUCAAGUCACAGAGCAGCUGAUAUUGCAACUGUUCGGAGCGAUCGGUCCAUGCAAGAGCUGUAAAAUGAUCUCGGAGCAUGCCGGGAAUGAUCCAUAUUGCUUCGUCGAAUUCUACGAUCACAACCACGCUUCGGCAGCGUUAACGGCAAUGAAUGGCAGGAAAAUAAUGCACAAGGAAGUCAAAGUUAACUGGGCUACAACGCCAAGUGGAAAUAAAAAGGAUACUAGUAACCACCACCAUGUUUUUGUUGGAGACUUGAGUCCGGAGAUUGACACCACAGAUCUCAAGGCUGCCUUCGCUCCCUUUGGGAAGAUCUCGGAUGCCCGCGUGGUGCGUGACGCCCAGACGGCCAAGUCCAGGGGAUAUGGAUUUGUUUCCUUUGUCAACAAAGUGGAUGCAGAAAAUGCCAUUGGGGCCAUGAGUGGUCAGUGGUUGGGUGGCCGAGCCAUCCGAACCAACUGGGCAACCCGUAAGCCCCCACCUCCAAAGUCAAACGAAGGUACAACUGGACGUCAGAAGCAGUUGUCCUACGAUGAGGUAUUGUGCCAGGCUAGUCCGACAAACACCACCGUGUACUGUGGGGGCAUCACAAAAGGGCUGACAGAGGAUUUGAUGCGCAACACAUUUUCUAACUUUGGACCUAUCCAAGAGAUCAGGGUAUUCCCAGAGAAAGGCUACAGCUUCAUCAGGUUCUUCUCCCAUGAAGUGGCAGCCAUGGCCAUUGUUACAGUAAAUGGAACACAGAUAGAGGGACAAGCAGUCAAGUGCUCAUGGGGCAAAGAGUCCAGCGACCCUAUGAACCAGUACCAACAGCAGGGAUAUGGAGGAGGCUGGGGUGGAAGUUAUGGUAACAUGUACGGUAACUACCAGGGUGCCUACUGGCAGUAUCCUCAACAACAGUACAUGAUGGGAGGAGGAGGAGGGCAGCAAGGCUGGGCUGCUGGAAACUAUCACCAGGGAUGGAACCAGGGCUACAGUAUGAGUGGCCAGAUGGGCAACUGGAUGGGGGGCGGACAGCAGCAGGGCUACGGGAACAGCCAGAUGGGACAGCAACAGCCAGGCAACGGGAUGAUGCCCAGCCAGGGAUACAUGCAGCCCCAACAGUACCAAACUCAGUAGCACUCAAGUCAACAACAACAACAACAACAUCUUAUGUUAUGUUAGCAUGAAAGUUCAUCUGUUUUGGGUAGUUAUUAUAGUACACAGCUAAAACUUUGAUCUAAAAAAAAGUAACGCAUUGAAUUUUGGACUACUGCAGUCUUCCUCAGAAUGCAAUCAUCUAGAUCAUUUGAUAUGAGCAAUUGGUCUAUUGGCAAAAUGAAUUUCCAGGCACGUGUGACCAAUUGCUGAUGUCUCAUGUUCGUAUGUUCAUGUUAUUUUUGGACACUACAAUUCUGGGGAGGGCUUCAGUCAGAUGGUCUAAAAUCUGAUGUUGUAUAUUUGCACUGGAACAGAGUUUUAGCUGUGUACUGUAUAUAUAACAACAUCUUAAAUGUACACCUCAGCAGAUCUCUCUCCUAAACUAAGCCCCCAACGGUUCAUCCAUCUUAGCUCCUUCAAAUUAGUCCACCUUUAAUGCUACUGUUUAGGCCAUUUCAUUGAGUUUCAUUGUGCGUUUUUAUCAGUAAAUAAUGAUCAUAAAUCAGCAGGAUUAUGAACAAUAAGGAAGAUGUACAGAUACAUUAUGAUGACUAUGUUGUACUUUUUCAACAAAAACUUUGGAAGACUGAUCGGUCCCAUUCUUGUAGAUAAUGUCUGUGUUUUCAAUCUGAUCUGAUCAUUUUGGCUGACUUACUUGAUGGUACUUUAAUUUGUUCUUGAGGCCUCAACUUGAUUCAGAUUUUAUUAGUAGUUACAUGUAUCCCAAGCACUUUUGUCAUCAAGAAGUUUUGCUUUGCUAAUGUGGAAUAGUAACCAUGGGUUCGAGCUGGUGUUAAGGCUUUGCUGCAGUAUUGGUAUUAAGUAUCAGUAGUGGUGAGAUGCCACUAGCUGAUAACUGAUGGUAAAGUGCAUGAGUGCCACAGGAUAACUUGAAGAUGAUUUCAUGUAACUGAUUCACUCCUGAUGGACAUCUGACAAUUAUUUCAGCCGUGACACACACACGGCAGAAAUAAUAGCCUCCGUAGAAUUUGAAUAUUCAAGUGUAAGAUAAAGUGUCCGAGUCUGUUCCACCCUUCGCCCCCCUUGUGUCCACGGAAGAGAACCAUUUAUUUAGAACAGACAUUGUUAACCCAGCGGCUGCCGAGUUAUUUUGACCUGUUGAACAGACGUCGUAGAAGCCAACCAGGGUGUCCUAAGUCGAGAUAGCUCUCGUCUAAAAAAGCUUUUUUCACAACACAAAAGACUUGAGUGUGUAUUUGUGUGUAGGCUGGGUUUUGCAAGACCAUUUGCUGCACCACGUGUGGACAAUGACUAAAACGUUUUGCUGUACAAAAUUUUUGGAACUCCGCGGUUUCUCAAACUAAAGCUAGGAGGUCCCGUGUGUGCAAGUUUCUUUUGCCUUUCAAUAUUUUCACUUUUGUCAUGUCACGAUCAUGAAUGUUGUGAAAACACGUUUGAUAUACAACAUUGAUAAAAAAACAUCUUAUGUACAGUAAUUUAAAAACCUGAUAAAAACACUACAAGUAAGACUGAUGAGACUGUAGUUUAAAAGUUAGAUGACUGAGCUGUGUUUUCUCAGCAAGUUGUUGACAUAACCCAAGAAAAAGACAACAAAAUGUAUAUGAUACUACAGAAGUUGUGGUGUCCUUGCGUGAGUCCUAAUGCCGAAAACUGUUGAUGUGACAGAAAACUUGCAUGAUGAGUCAUUUACUACAUGUUCUGUCAUCAGGGACACCCAAAAACUUCUUAACGUUGAGAGAGAAAACUCUUGGCUGUUCUACCCUUCCUAAGAUGCCUGUUUGCAAUGAGUUGGUAGGUUUUCAUUCUUCAGACAAGUAUAUGUGACCCUAAUUGCCAAACAGGAGAGCCUACCUUAACUUGCUCCCGUAAUUCGUUUGGUUUUUUUUUUAAGAAGUUCAUCAGCCAGUCUAUGAUUCCAAUACGUGCUCACGACAAGUUUUCUUAAGUCAUACAUCUUGCUUGUACAGGCUUUACAGAAGUGUAUGCUUGCUAAAAGAGGAGACAUCCAGACAGGCCUUAUAAAAAAAAAGAUCUUUGGUACUUAUAGAACAUUUUGAAGCUGAUUUUUAUCCAAAGUUUCCCUUAUAUACAUGAAGAGAAAAUUGUAGGCAUCAAAUCCGACUGGAAGAUAUGUUGAUGUGGUCAAUGAGGCAAAUGUAAAACUGUAGUGAGUAAUUUAUAUACUGUUAAGACGUGAUCCUAUUUUAGUAUGAAUGAAGUAAGUAGUAGACAACUUAUAGUCAAGCUGUUAGUAGGUAGAGGUUAACAAUAGUGAUGGAUGUGGGUGUACAAAGGUAUUCCUUCCUUUUAUUAUGAUACACAAUAAAGUAUAGAGGGGUAAGAAGUAGAUGGAACUGUUCCUGAUUUAGUUCUGUGGGUUGGUUGGUGUAGUUGCUUGAUUAGACGAUAAUCAGUCCGUGUGUAAACCAAGUAACAUGGGGAGCGGCUGGUUUUGUAGGCGGGAAAAGAAGAAAUAAAAAGAAAUAUGAUUUCUA
Messenger RNA from Branchiostoma floridae (Florida lancelet), 3783 nucleotides. Its product is annotated as nucleolysin TIAR-like. The transcript is spliced from 14 exons. Gene Ontology annotation, cellular component: cytoplasmic stress granule. Lineage: Eukaryota; Metazoa; Chordata; Leptocardii; Amphioxiformes; Branchiostomatidae. The record is from RefSeq and is a predicted model, not a curated record. Gene Ontology annotation, molecular function: mRNA binding. Gene Ontology annotation, biological process: cytoplasmic stress granule assembly; nuclear-transcribed mRNA catabolic process, nonsense-mediated decay; regulation of mRNA stability. The coding region runs from base 92 to 1285 and encodes 397 amino acids.